AAACGAGGAGUUACGAGAGAAAAUAGCCCAGCUUGAAAAACAAACUAGAGAUGAUAAAUCCUAUAUCACUAUCCUAGAAAAUAAAAUUGAAGACCUGCAAAUGGGAAGCCGUAAAAGUAAUCUGGUGAUCAAAAACGUACCUAGACAAAAAGAUGAGACCAAAGAAGAUCUUAUGGAAAUGACCAUGUGUCUAUUCCAAAACAUGGAAUGCUGCGUUAGAAAACAUGACAUAAAAGACAUCUAUAGAGUACGUGGAAAAUCGGCAGAUAAACAAAGCACGCCCAUCGUCGUAGAAACUGACUCCACGAUGUUGAAGACUGAGAUUUUGAAAAUGGCAAAGGCAUUUAACUUAAAGCAUAAAAACAAAUUAUCUUGUAAACAUAUGGGUCUCAAAACUCAAGUAGACACUCCAGUAUUCAUAUCGGAACAUCUGACAGCCAAAGGCACCCGUCUCCACUUCUUGGCACGUGAACUAACUAAGUCUGGAACCCACAAGUUUUGCUGGACCGCCUACGGCAAAGUCUACACCAAGAAAGAUGAAACUUCCCCAACUAUAGUUAUUAGAAGUGAAGACCAGGUACAUAAACUUCUGUUGAAAAAAUGACUAUUAUCUUGUAACUCUGUAGCUAACCUUUAUGUAACUGUUAAGUUAGAAAUAGUGUUGUUUAUUCUAGAUGUGCCUCUUAUCCUACUUUUUAUGUUGUUUUGGCAUAUUACCUCCGAUGGUUUACUCGGUUCUUCAUACUAUUUUGUUAUUGCCAUUCAUACACACACUCAUUCACAAUUCAUCACAUUAUACACUCUAAUCAUUCUUACAUACACAUACACACAUUCUCAACUUUCAUACCUACCACACAUACACCCCUUCCUUUACUCAAAUCCCUGCACACAUUCUUCAAAAUCACACUCUUCGCGCAAUACUCACACUCCAAUUAUAAAUAAACAAGUAGUAUACUACUAUACGUUAAUAUUGAAAAAAAAAAACACAUCCUUGAUACAUCUGCUUACCCUAGACUCAAUCUUCUUAAAUGGAUAAUACUCUACAAACGGUAUCUGAAUUAGACAAUAUUGAAAUUGCUCGUUCUGUCACUUGUGAUUACUCACAACUCCACGAACAUGUCGUAGUAAACAAAAAUGACCUUACAAUCAUAUCACAAAAUAUAAGAAGCAUUUAUCAUAACUUUGACGAUUUUAUUAUCAAUCUGAGUACACUUAAUUUCGAACUAGACAUCAUUAUCUUAACCGAAUGCAGAUUAAGCGCUAAUAAACCUAUUCCGCAAAUCACCAACUAUCACUCUUACAUGACAACUCGACAGCUUAAUCAGAACGAUGGGGUGGUUGUAUACGUUAAAAGUUCUAUAAAACAUAAAGUUGAGGAAAUACAGCUUGACCAGGCAUCCUGUCUACGGCUGAAUAUAUUGGGUUGUGAAGUGUACUGCAUUUACCGCUCACCUUCUAACUCUAACAUUGACAGGUUCACUGACUCUCUUAGUACACACCUAAACAUUCAAUCGUCCCAUAUUAACACUAUUAUAGCUGGAGAUAUCAACAUCAACAUUAAGGUAAGAGAGACUGAAUCAUCCCACGAUCGCAAAAAUAGAGUUAGUUACCUAAACAUGCUUUCUCACUUCGGUAUACUGCCUGGACAUACACUUCCCACCAGGGAACAUAACUGCCUUGACCACUUCAUGUUAAACAUAAAUAAAAAGAAGUUCUCCGCCUUUGUUGCUAUAUUACACUCAACAAUAACUGACCAUCACACAACAUUCCUAUCUCUUACAAAAUUAAAAAAUAUCCAUACGGCCAAAAAAACUACGACUACACUAAAUUACGAGCAAGCUUUGAAAGAUCUUCAAGAAAAGAAUUUAUCUGAUCUCCUAUUUUGUGAUGACCCAAAUUUACUAAUUUCAAGUUUUAUUGGUACCUUAACUUACAUUAUAAACAAUAACACGAUAACAAAGAAAAUUCCGAAUAGUAAACGGAUAAUUAAACCGUGGAUCACUAUGGGUAUACUACGCUGUAUUAAAAACCGAAAUCAUUUACAAAAGCAGAGUCGAAAUGACCCCUACAACGAAAUACUAAAAAUUACGUAUACUAGAUACAGGAACUACUGCAAUAAUCUAAUUAAAAAAUUAAAAAGGAAAUAUGAACGAGACUUACUUGCAAAAUCUAUAACUAAUAAUAAAAUGCUAUGGAAAAACAUAAAAAAUAUCACAUACUCAAAUAAAAUAAUGAAUCAUAACUUAGAACUAUUAAAUAUAAAACCUUCUCCUUAUGAGUCUAUAAACUAUAUUAAUAACUACUUCUCUAAUAUUGGAAAACAACUAGCUGAUCAAAUUCACCCCACUUUAAAUAAUAGCCAUAUCCCAGACAUAUCUCCCCCAAACUCCUUUGCGCUAAUUGACACCGACGAAAAUGAAGUUAAUGAUAUAUUAAAUAAUUUAAAAUCUAAUAGUGCCCCAGCGGGCCUAGCAUGACCGCCAUAGAAACAGCUUUUGUCUACCGAAGAAUCGACAAAAUGACAGAUUGAAGAAAGAUUUCUAUCGAUCCGAGCAUGGCGAUGUUUGACAUCGAGAAAAGAAAUGUUUCUUUUCUUCGUCGACAUGUGUCUAUCGCGUCGAGCAUGACGACUAUAUUUUCUCUACUUUUGACAUUUGGGAGUAGAUAUAACUUUCUAUAUGAAAUGUCAAAUACUCUACAUCUCAUCUGACCUAGACAAGAGUAGACAAAGAAUAUCUUUGUCUAUUUUUGUAAUUUUUGAUUGCAGGUAAUAAUUAUUUAAUAUCUAAAAAGUAUGUCGGGAUCUUACCGUCGUCAUAUGAUCAGUUUUUAUGCUGAUAAAAAUGAGCGUAAAGCAGAGAGAAACGCUGUACGAGCGUUAAGCGGGGCUCUCGACCUUCCGGACAACGAGUUUCUUCAAAAUUAUAAAAUUUCCAAGGAGAUGGUGCAGUAUUUGUGCCAGGAAUUGGCUGAGGAUCUGUCUCCUAGGACAUCUCAGGGUCUGCCUGUUUUGAUCAAAGUUCUUUGUUCGCUUAAGGUCCUGCUUACAGGACAUUACCAACGAGGGACGGGUAACGAGAACGAUUUAUCGAUUGGCCAAACCACCGUCAGCAAAUUUUUAAAACAAUUUGUUGUUGCAGUAAAUACAAGAUUGAAACCACAGUGGAUAGUGUUCCCAAACACAGAGGCAGGAAGGCAGACGGUAGCAUCUGGCUAUCUUACAAAGUUUGGCCUUCCUGAUGUAUUGGGAGCCGUUGACUGCACCCAUGUGCAGCUGUUUCCACCUCCAAAGCCACAUCAAGCGCAGUUCAGAAAUAGACAUGGCAUAACAUCCAUUAAUGUUCAGUUGAUGCAGACUGCAAAAUAAUAAUGUUAAUGCAAAUUAUCCAGAGUGCAUGAUCAAUUUAAGACAGAACUGCGCAGGCUACAUGAGUCUAGAAUUGGACAGUAUUAUCUGCUAGGUUGCCUAUGCAGUAUUACACAAGAACAGACGGACCAUACUAAUUACCCUAGUGGCAGCUUAUUACAAGCUGCAACUUGCAGGAGGGAUAAUAUUAUAUUUAUUUUAUUUUUUGUUUUUAACGGUUCUUCAAACCAUACAGACAGAAUUGUGUUGCUGGGGAGUUUGUUCCAC
Molecule: messenger RNA, 3634 nt
Organism: Helicoverpa zea (corn earworm)
Lineage: Eukaryota; Metazoa; Arthropoda; Insecta; Lepidoptera; Noctuidae
Product: putative nuclease HARBI1
Exons: 5
Coding region: 1029-2477 (482 amino acids)
Source: RefSeq, a predicted model, not a curated record